Gallus gallus (chicken) is the source of this 1162-nucleotide messenger RNA. It is a transcript of the gene NIPSNAP1, whose product is annotated as nipsnap homolog 1. The record is from RefSeq and is marked validated. Bases 10 to 855 code for a protein of 281 amino acids. Gene Ontology annotation, cellular component: mitochondrion. The transcript is spliced from 10 exons. Lineage: Eukaryota; Metazoa; Chordata; Aves; Galliformes; Phasianidae.
CCCGGAAAGAUGGCGGCGGCGCGGGCAGGAGGCGGUGCGGUGCUGCUGCGGCGGCUGCAAGGCGGCGGCGGCGGCGGCGGGGCCUUCAGCGGGGCGCGGGCGUACUCACGGGAUGCUGAGGGCAGCUGGUUCCGCUCCCUGUUUGUGCACAAGGUGGAUCCCCGCAAGGAUGCCCACUCCAAUCUUCUGUCCAAGAAAGAGACCAGCAACCUCUACAAGAUCCAGUUUCACAACGUGAAGCCAGAAUGUCUGGAUGCCUACAACAGCCUGACGGAGGAGGUGCUGCCCAAGCUGCAUUCGGAUGCCGAUUACCCUUGUGACCUGGUUGGGAACUGGAACACGUGGUAUGGGGAGCAGGACCAGGCAGUGCACCUCUGGCGCUUCUCUGGUGGGUACCCAGCCCUCAUGGACUGCAUGAACAAGCUGAAGCAGAAUAAGGAGUACCUGGAUUUCCGCAAGGAGAGGAGCCGCAUGCUGCUGUCCCGCAGGAACCAGCUGCUGCUGGAGUUCAGCUUUUGGAAUGAGCCCCUGCCCCGCAAGGGGCCCAACAUCUAUGAGCUGAGGACCUACAAACUCAAGCCAGGGACCAUGAUCGAGUGGGGCAAUAACUGGGCUCGGGCCAUAAAGUACCGCCAGGAGAACCAGGAGGCAGUGGGCGGCUUCUUCUCUCAGAUCGGGGAGCUGUAUGUCGUGCACCACCUUUGGGCCUACAAGGACCUGCAGUCCCGUGAGGAGACGAGGAACGCGGCGUGGAGGAAGCGGGGCUGGGAUGAGAAUGUCUACUACACGGUGCCGCUCAUUCGGACGAUGGAGUCUCGGAUCAUGAUCCCCCUGAAGAUCUCCCCGCUGCAGUGAGCUGGGACACGUGCUGCCUGCCCCAGCUCUGCUGGGAAGUGCUGGGGGCAUCUUCUCCCGUUUUGGGGUGUCUUGGUGGGGGGGGGGGUGAGAGCCCGACCCCCUGGGCUCCUCCCAGUUUGUGGGGACCUGCAGGUGCCGCAGUGCACCCCGUGUUGCCAUUGGCCCUCCGUGCUGGGGGCAAACCCUCAGAAGCCCUCCUGAGAGGUGGGCUGGGGGCUGCUCAUAAUUACCGCUAACGAGAUGCUCGUCGGGUGCCUGUCCCCGCCGGGCUGUGGGAUGUGACCAAUUAAAUAUUUAAUUGCCA